CCCGUCCCCCGCUCCGCCCCUCGCCCCGGAUCUUUUGGUCCUAAGUGGCCUCCGUAGGCGCACGGGAAAAUGGCGGCGGCCGCUUUGGUGGCCCGGGCUGCUGCUGCAGGAAUCCGGCCCCUCAAGGUUUUGGUUUCGUCCGCCUUCCAAAAUUGCUCCGGUUCCCUGCGUCUGGUUUCCACGCUGUCUGGACGACCUUUCAGCCAUAUUCAAGCAUCGCUCGUUGCUCCUGCUGCCAAACACGUUUCCCCUGUUAGAAGUCUGGCAUGUGGGCCCCCUUCAACAAUCCUUAAUAGCGUCACCCCUCUGCUGCCCACUCUCUUUCGCCCACCGGCCCGCGCUCUGACGUACUGCAGUCUGAGGAAAGGGAAGCGGAAGUCCGUGAAAGCCGUGCUCUUCAGGUUUCUCCGGCUGCACAGCGGCCUUUGGCUGAGGAGGAAGGCCGGUUAUAAGAAGAAGCUCUGGAAGAAGAAGCCGGCUCGGAAGAAGCGGCUCCGGGAGCUGGUGUUCUGCAACAAGACGCAGAGCAAGCUGCUCGACAAGAUGACCACGUCUUUCUGGAAGAGGCGCAACUGGUACAUGGACGACCCUUACCAGAAGUACCAGGACCGCACCAACCUCAGAGUGUAGCCCCAGGGCGCCGGCCUGCGGUGCGCCGAAUAAAUCAGACAAAUGGC
Antechinus flavipes (yellow-footed antechinus) is the source of this 677-nucleotide messenger RNA. RefSeq names its product mitochondrial ribosomal protein L35 (gene MRPL35). Bases 70 to 630 code for a protein of 186 amino acids. Gene Ontology annotation, cellular component: ribosome; mitochondrion. Lineage: Eukaryota; Metazoa; Chordata; Mammalia; Dasyuromorphia; Dasyuridae. Gene Ontology annotation, biological process: translation. The record is from RefSeq and is a predicted model, not a curated record. The transcript is spliced from 4 exons. Gene Ontology annotation, molecular function: structural constituent of ribosome.